Molecule: messenger RNA, 1314 nt
Organism: Recurvomyces mirabilis
Lineage: Eukaryota; Fungi; Ascomycota; Dothideomycetes; Mycosphaerellales; Teratosphaeriaceae
Exons: 1
Coding region: 1-1314 (437 amino acids)
Source: RefSeq, a predicted model, not a curated record
AUGGCUGCGAUCCAUGUCUUCGAUGAUCUCUUUCUCGCCUCGCUGAAUAGUGCAUUAUCCAGGGCGGACGUCAAGACAGCUGGAGUACCGGCAAAAGUCGAGGCAUCCAUCCGUAAAGUUCUCGAUGUGCGCAUCUCUUCCGCCGGCGCACAUAUCAGUCCACUUAAGAGAGAGAGUGCCCUUGAGCUUCUACGUUCGCUGGUGAAGUCCUGGCGUACACUGCUACCAGAGAAUGGCUGUCCAACUGAUAAGCUGAGCUUGAGCUACACUGCCGUCUGUGCUUCCAACCGGAUCACUUGGCACGUGGUGCAGGAUGGGAACGACUUACUCGCUUGCUUGACGGGUCCGCUGAAGGCUGAGAAUGGGCUUGUUGUCCCAAAACUCGUCGUGGAAGACAUCAUCAUAGCAGCCUGCAGGAUGUACCUUAUCUUACAUCACGCGACCCCUGAGAUCGUCGAGGUCGAUGAGUCUCAGCAACGGAUGCAAGCCGUGAAGCUGACGCCGACUUUAUUUGACGAAAAUGCCUCGAUUUCCAAGUCAGUCAAGCUCCAUCAGCUAGGAGAUCCGGGAUACCUGCCAGCCUAUCCGACGUUCAGGGCACCUACGACGAUACGACUUAGAAAGCUGCCCAAGGACGGAGUUACUUCAAGCAGUACUCCGCAGCCGGUAGCCAUUUCCCCGUCUCCGCCCAAGAUCGUCAUGGUGGAGGAUACAAAAGAAAGCAAGACAUCUAACACUCCGUCGAAAGACACUGGCAAAGGCAAUUCGACCCAUGCUACGGCUGUACCCUGGCUCGAAGACGAGCUCGAGUUCGCCAUAACUUUGCUGAUCGUGUUCCGUUCAACAUCAUGGGGUCAGCUCACCGACACACUCAACGAGCAUUUCCGCAAGCGCCCUGGUCUCUUAGGUGGUAAGGUGAUCCAGCGAGGGAACCGAACCAGGGACAGUGUCCGUCAAAAUCAUGCCAUCAAGUACGUGCACAGCCAGCUUGCACGUCUAGAUGAACAGAGCAACCCGCAGAAUCCGGCAAUCGAUAUCGAUUGGGCUGCAGAAUACCAGCGAAUGCAUGCGGCUGAAAGUUCUGAGGUCGAGUCGAGUAGCGGCGAGGAGGAGGUGAAGCCGAAAGUCAAAGAAAGUGGAUGGCUCGCUAUCAAUUCUUCUAAGAAAAUUGACGAUGAUCAAGACACACUGGAGAAUGGGGGCGACCACGAUUCAAGCGGCGGAGAUCAUGAUGCUUUGGGCGAUAUUGAUGAGAUGAUGCGGCGCGAUGGCCUCGGCGAACUUGAGCUAACCGAAGAUGACUUCAUUGCUUGA